This is a messenger RNA of Didymodactylos carnosus, 1758 nucleotides long. The record is from the annotation of a GenBank genome assembly. Lineage: Eukaryota; Metazoa; Rotifera; Eurotatoria; Philodinida; Philodinidae.
AUGGUCAUUAAUGGAAACCGGUUACAUGUGCCAGCAUCUGAUGAGUAUGGUAUACACUCCGAGAUUGAAACAUAUACAGAAAAGGCUAAACAGAUUACAGCCCAAAUCAAAGCCGAUAAACAAGAAUGUCAACAUAUAAUAUCGACAUAUGCAGCGGAUCCAAAUGAAAUUCUUCACUUAAUCGGCCGAUGGACACAACAGGAAAUUGAAGAAUAUCGAGGUAAUAAAUCCAUCUUUAAGAAUACUAUGAAAGAAAAGUGGCUAAACAAUGAACUGGCCAAUUCAAAAACAGACGCUAACAAUAGUAAGAUGAAACUAAUUUUGUCAAAUUAUGAAAAAUUGCAAACUGAUGUGCAAGCUACAUUAUCAACCGCGAAUUUGAAUGAAUUAAAUAAUUUGUUCAAUAACAACAACGAUGAUGCACAAGAAGAAAAGCGAACAAAGUUAAAUGCGUUCAUCGACCAACUAUUAGAAAUAAUAUCGCUUUUAGAAUCAGUCCACGACUAUAAGUACAGCAGUAACAAUGUAAUAACAGGAGCAGAGCAAGAAGAAUACAAGCAAUCACCAUGUCAUUUAUCCAACACAAAACAACGUUUAUUACAUUUAAAGCAAUUGAAUCAAAAAGAGUUUCAUACAGUAUGCGUAUUUGGCUUAGAAAAAUGUGGCAAAUCCACAUUUAUCAAUGCACUCUUAGGAUAUAAAUUUCUGCCCGAUGCUAUUACACGUUGUACACAAAUAAAAACUAUAAUAAAGCCAAUAGUGCCCUUAAAAGAAAAUGUAUUUGCUUUGAUUGAAUAUUAUAACGAUGAAGAAUUCAAAAGAUUAUAUGCAACAAUGGCAAAAAAAGCCGAUGAAUCAGCUCAACAAUUUCAGCAACGAAAGAAGUCGGUUGAGCAAGCAAGACAAGAGUUAACGCUAUCAAAAGAAUGUUUUACGAAUGGUUCAUAUCAGGAAGAAUGUUUGACUAAACAGAGUGAUGAUAUAACUGACCGUCAACGCAUAAUUGACAAUUUACAUACAUACAUUGCAACAGAAUUACAUUUAAAUAUUGUCAAACAAGUAACGAUUUACACAAAUAACUUACCAGGUAAAAAUUAUGAAAUUCUUGAUGUACCUGGUUGUGAUUCACCAAUCGAAGAACAUCGUCUAUCAGGUGUAAAGGCUGUUCAAAAUUCGGAUGCCUUCUUCUUUUUGACUAAUGGCCAAAACCCCAGUUUAACAAACGAUCAGAUCCGUUUACUGAACGAAAUCAAAUAUGAUGGUAUUACAAAUCGUGCAUUUGCCGUCAUCACAAAACUAGAUUUAUGUCAAACAGCGGCAAAAUAUUUUGAACAUUUAACAAAGUCUUUUGAAGAAUUGAAAAAAAUGGGUUUCUCUCCACAAAAUAUUUAUCCAGCAGCAGCACAACUGACUCUUUUAGAACAAACUCAGACAACAACAGAAAUGGAACAACUGAAAGUAAAACUCCGACAAUACGAUCGUUUAACAGAUGGAUUUCAUCAAAUUAAAACAGCUUUAUCUCGUUAUGUUCAGUAUGAACUACCAAAAUCACACAUGAAACAAGUGAAUGACAUUGUUGAACAAAAUAUAAAGAGAUAUGUGAGCGAAGCUCUGUUAGUUGCAAAAGAAUUUAUUCCGGCCGAUUUCAAUACAAAAAAAUCAAUAGAUGAUUAUCUUAAACAACUAAAUGCAGAUAAAUGGGAUGAAAUAUUUGAAAAUGAUUUUUAUGAGGUAACAUUAAAAACAGCAAACUCUUGG